AUGAGGUUGGAGGAAGAUUCAUUAAAGGCUCUCCAAGAAGAGCCUGAAGAGACGAAUACUGAAACAACUUUAAUUAAGAGUGAGGAUGAUAUCGGUCAUGAUGUUGAAAUCGAAGCUGAGGGGAUGGAUGAUGCAAGUCAAGGCUUUGAGAAUGUGGAGGUUGCUAGUGAGGCUGGGAAUAACUUUGAGGCAUCAUCGAUUGCAGAUGAUGGUUGCAGUGAGCAGAGUUGUUCGUUGAGAUCCUUAUCUGAGUCUAGUGUAGCUUGUCUAACCGGUGACUAUGCAAUGCAAAAUGUUAUUCUUCAAAUGGGUUUGCGUUUGCUUGCUCCCGGAGGAAUGCAAAUUCACCAACUGAACAGGUGGAUCUUGAAAUGUCAUGCUUGCUACACAGUAACUCCUGAAAUUGGAACAAAAUUCUGUCCCAAGUGUGGGAACGGCGGGACUCUACGCAAGGUAGCAGUUACGAUAGGCGAGAAUGGCACCAUCAUAGCUGCAUGUAAACCUCGUAUUACACUUCGAGGGACCAAAUUUUCGAUACCAAUGCCUAAAGGAGGAAGAGACGGAAUCACCAAGAAUCCGGUUCUACGGGAAGAUCAACUCCCUCAAAAGUUCCUCCACCCUAGGACCAAGAAGAAAGCAAGCAAACCGGGAGAUGAGUAUUUUAUAUCAGACGAUGUGUUCAUGUACCAUCAUAGUAAUAGAAAAGCACCAUUGCAGCCUCCUGUGAGAGAAGCUAUGGCGAAUUUCAGCCAGAAAAGGUACCCUAAUGACAACCAUUACUCUCGUUCUAGGGCAAGAUGUUCAACUCCAUGGUGA
This is a messenger RNA of Arabis nemorensis, 816 nucleotides long. The record is from the annotation of a GenBank genome assembly. Lineage: Eukaryota; Viridiplantae; Streptophyta; Magnoliopsida; Brassicales; Brassicaceae.